This is a messenger RNA of Engraulis encrasicolus (European anchovy), 1791 nucleotides long. RefSeq names its product sperm associated antigen 7 (gene spag7). The record is from RefSeq and is a predicted model, not a curated record. The transcript has 7 exons. The coding region runs from base 32 to 727 and encodes 231 amino acids. Gene Ontology annotation, molecular function: nucleic acid binding. NCBI's taxonomy places the organism in Eukaryota, Metazoa, Chordata, Actinopteri, Clupeiformes, Engraulidae.
ACGUAUUUCCGGUAAAACAAUUCAAUUCAAGAUGGCAGACCUCCUAGGCUCUAUCCUAAGCUCCAUGGAGAAGCCUCCAACAGUCGGCGAUCAAGAAAGCCGGCGAAAAGCAAGAGAACAAGCAGCAAGGAUGAAAAAGAUGCAAGAGGAUGAGAAGAGAAAGAAAGCAGAAUUUCGGAAAAAGAUGGAGAAGGAGGUGUCAGAUUUCAUCCAGGACAGUGCUGUACAGAAGAAGAAAUAUGCACCCAUGGGAAAGAUUGAGAGGAGUAUCCUGCAUGAUGUUGCGGAAGUGGCUGGUUUGACUUCAUUUUCUUUUGGUGAGGAUGAAGAGAGCAGAUACGUCAUGUUGUUCAAAAAGGAAUUUGCACCAUCAGAUGAAGAGCUGGAAGCUUACCGAAAGGGAGAGGAAUGGGACCCUCAAAAAGCUGAGGAAAAACGCAGAUUAAAGGAACUGGCUGCACAGGAGGAAGAGUCUGCCAGCCACUCGACGAAGAGGCCCGUGUCUCCCAACUCCAACUACAGGGACAAAUACAGCCAUCUGAUCGGCACUUCUGCUGCCAAGGACGCGGCACACACACUUGAGGCUAAUCGCGCAUACGGCUGUGUACCUGUGGCGAACAAGAGGGACACCCGGUCUAUUGAGGAGGCCAUGAACGAGAUCAGGGCCAAGAAACGACUGAAGAAAGAUGAUGACACUGGAGCAGGCAGUAGUAAUCCUAGUGUGUGAGCAAAGGAAAGAGAGAGAGUGUGUGAGUGUGAGUGUGUGCGUGCGUGCGUGCAUGGGUGUGUUCAUUCUGCAGACCUUAGAGACGAAUCUAUCAUUUAAAAAACAAUACGAUUUCUGAGCAGUGUUAACCUGUAGAAUAGGAAGAUGUACACAAGCAAUUAUGCAACCAAAUGUCAUCGUUUGAAGGCAGUUGUACUGUAUAAGUUGGAGUGCCUUUCCAUGUUGUAGAAUGGAUGAAUUGAUGGAUGGAUGGAUGGACAAAGUGAUUAUUUGCUCGGGGUUAAAUAUUAGAAAGGCGGAUGAGUCACAGCGCUGAUUUAUUUAACUCAGAGGAAGUCACUCACUCAUCACAGUUACAGUACAUGGAGGGAAUACUCUGGUUUCAAACAGAACAUUUCCAGUAUUCACAUUAAAGCAAGUUCCGGAAUAUUCCGUUUACAUGUGUGGAAGAGCAGCAGCGUGCUACCGGAAUGCGGCCACAUUCAGAAUGCAGAAAGACUCACCAUGACUCCUGUCCUGUGCAAGCGGAAUACUUCCAAUAUUCCGUUUGAAUCCAGAACAUUCCUUGCAUGUAACUCCGCUCAUUAUGACACAGUAGUUGGAUAGGGUUUCAUCCUGAUUGAAUGUCAGCUGGCUCUUCUUCCAACUGUGGUAUUGGCUUCCUAUGUGUUCACCAAAUCAGUGAGCCACCUUUAGUACAGUAUAUGCCCCUGUUCCACUGCACUGUGUUAAGUCAUUCUGUAAUGGCUAAGACCCUGAGGAGUUCUGUGUGACGUAGAGCACCUCUUUUAGUUACAUGUGUAUAUGCCCUGUAAAGUGUUUUGUGUAUAAAAAUGUCACAGGCCCACUGGAUAGCAAAAGCGUUGUGUGUACUGUACCAUACAGCCAUCCUGUAGUUUAUGUGUCCGCUACAGUUUUAUCAUCAAAGAAGAGGAAUGUGUGUGAAGGUUUUUUUUUUGUGGUUUGUUUUUAAUUAAUGAGUUGUGACAUUCUUAUUGGAUUUUAUUAUAUGUAUUUAGGGUUUUGUCUUCAAAUAAAUGCUUUCCGAGUCCAUUACACAAGUA